UUUGAAUGAAAAUUUCGUGCGACUAGCAAAAUCGUAAUGGGAAUCAAAGCGUGAUGUUUUAUUCAUGGGGAUUAACGACGGCCGAGUUUCUCCUCUUGACGAGCCACGCUUCGAAGGAGAAUAACCGUCAUUUGGACACGUAAUUCGCUUUCUCACCAGCAUCUCGUCCAUGCGAACUCUGCCUCGAGCCUUCGAAUGCCAACCUCUCAACUCAUUGCUUACGUGUCCGUCCGGGUAUCAGCAUCGGAACUGAAAGGGGAAUAGAAUACGCCCACAAAAUUUUAUCAGUUUUACGUCAGAUACUUUGCGCGACUUGAUACGUUGGGCUCGUUGUCAAUCGAUCCGUUGUGUAGUGAAUAUAUCAUUGUUGUGUUGUUUGACGUUCCCGCAUUCGGAUUCACAGACAAAUAAUUCCGUUGAACGAGGAUAAUCGAAUAAAAAAAUAAAAGAAGAAUAAUUAUAACAAGAACAAAUUGGAAAAUAAAGCAAGACAAUGUCGAAAGAUAUAAGUCUGCUGUCAGGCGUGAGCAAAUUAUUUACGGAGAAAACGCUUGAAGAUAUACUACGAAAAACAACUGGCGAAAAAGAUGUUAAAAUAUUGAGCUGGGAUUUUGGUGAGGCAAGUAAGAAAGGCGACGGUUACUUGUCUAUUGUGGACAGAAUCACUGUUAAGGGUGAGGCUGGUGGCAAACCUGCAAGUAUAUCGCUCGUUGUUAAAUCUAUGCCGAAGAAUGUUGGCAGAAGGAAAACAUUCAGAAGUAAAGACUUCUUUCACAACGAAAUCAUCUGUUACAAAGAGAUUUUUCCCAAGUUCAACGAGUUCUUGCACUCUAAGGGCUUAGCCGAUAUGGUCGUCGUACCUCGUUGCUUGGCAGCGGUCACAGAUGGAGAAAACGAUUAUCUUGCUCUUGAAGACGUCAGUGUUCUCGGAUUUGGUCCUGUGACUCGACAAAAUACAUUAAAUUUGUCGCAAUGUGAACUGAUACUGAAGGCUCUGGCGAGAUUUCAUGCUGUUUCAUUUGCGUACAAAGAUCAGAAGAAAGAAGAGUUUCAAAACUUGGCCGAUAAGCUGCUGGAAACCUAUUUCACUCCUGAACUAUACCAAUGGUACGAUAAAUUCCAGGGAAGAUUAUUCAAUAUUGUUAACGAUGCGCUAGCCAAAGAAUACCCAGGUAGCAAAACUGAGGAGAAAUUUAAGUCCUGCUCACGUCGAGAUUUUUACUUCAAGAGUGUAGAUUUCUGUAACAAAGUAUCUGCUCCAACUUCAGUUAUCACGCAGGGGGACUCGUGGGCACCGAACUUUUUAAUUCGUCAAUUGGAUGGUGACGAAAAUCCAACUGCUCUUGCACUAGAUUUUCAGCUCGCGAGGGCCUCAAGCCCAGUUCUAGAUACUUCUUUCUUCAUAUACACAUGCACAGAAAAAAGUUUACGCGACGAGCAUUACGAAGAUUUACUGAAAAUAUAUCACAACGAGAUCAGUAGGUGUAUCAGCUUGCUGGGAUCGAACCCCGAAAAAGUUUAUCCUUGGGAUUUAUUCAGGAAAGAGGUCCAGGAAUACACUCUGCAUGGAGUUAAUUUUGCCAUUGAGGCCGUGCCAUUCUCGUUACUAGAUUCGGACGAAGCAUUCGACUUGGAUAUAAUAAAGGGAGAUGAGGCAGUUGAUAUAGCCGAUGUUUGGACGAUAGGACCGAUAAAAUCCAAGGAAGGACGUCGUCGGCUUGCCGACACUUUAGUUCACGCUGUGGAAAACAAGUUUAUUUAAAAUUUUUGCCGCAUAGUUUUAAUAUAUAGUAAAUAAAAUUUAAAGUACGCUUGAUUCAUCGAGUUAAAUCGGAUUUAAAACAGCACAAUAUCGGUCAGCAUUCAAGAAGCGUAGUUACUCAACCAACGUUUCUUCUGGCAGGAUUAAUGUACAUUGCAUAGUGCACACUAUAGUUGAAAAGAAAGUAUUAUUCAACAUGAUACGUUGUAUUAUAUUAUCUGUUGAUGCAAAAUCAUCAAUGAAAAUAGCGUAAGUUGAAAAACUAGAUCAAAUUCGUCAUUCUAUUAAUCUUUUGCUAACGGGUAAUGGGAAAAUAAAAAUACCGCAGCAUAUAUCACAGAUUUGCAAUGUAAUGAAUUAAAUAGAUAGUAAUAUAUCACCUAUAAUAUAUAUUAUUAAAAGGAUAUAACAUUAAAUUAAAUCCGGUUCCGUC
Diprion similis is the source of this 2195-nucleotide messenger RNA. RefSeq lists its product as uncharacterized. Bases 494 to 1762 code for a protein of 422 amino acids. The record is from RefSeq and is a predicted model, not a curated record. NCBI's taxonomy places the organism in Eukaryota, Metazoa, Arthropoda, Insecta, Hymenoptera, Diprionidae. The transcript is spliced from 5 exons.